Molecule: messenger RNA, 1824 nt
Organism: Vicia faba (fava bean)
Lineage: Eukaryota; Viridiplantae; Streptophyta; Magnoliopsida; Fabales; Fabaceae
Source: the annotation of a GenBank genome assembly
AUGGCAAACGAAUCUUCCGUUGAUCGCGUUGAAGCUGAAACGUUUGCUGAAUAUCGUGGUAACGGUGGUUGUGUGGUGGAGGAACAUGCUGAUAGCGGUGAUUAUGACAAAGCGAAACAGAAAUCUUUGUUUUGUCAAAUUUUUUCGGUUUACCUUAAGGAGGAUUGUGGUAAAGGUAAUGUGAGGCCUAUUCCGGUGGUGCUUGGUGACGGUCAAUUGGUUGAUUUAUACCAACUUUUCUCCCUUGUGAAGGAAAACGGCGGGUAUGAUGUGGUAUCGAGAAAAGGGCUGUGGGAUUCGGUCAUAGUUGAGCUGGGUUUGGAAAUUCAUUUCUUGGCUUCGAUUAAAUUGAUUUAUGAUAAGUAUUUGAUUGGUUUCGAAGGCUGGCUCACAAAAACUUUGGAUCUAGAGAAAGAAUUCCGAAGCCUUUUGUGCUUGAAUCUAAAGGACAAAGAUGAUUGUUUUGUCCCGUUUAAAUCGAGUAAUAUCAUCAAGCAUAUUGAUUUGGUUAAUCAAAAGAUUGAUGGUAUUGGUGAUGAUGAUAAAAUGGUAACUGAUGCUGUUAAGGAGGAGGAUGACUGUUGCAUGGAAAUUUCUGCCGAGGAAUUUAAUUCUCGCAAACGUAAGCGAGAAUCAUUGUCAGGGAUGGUACACUGGACCAGGCAUAUUGCAAAACAUCCGAUUGAUCCGGCAACCGUACCAUUACCAGAACCUUCAAAGUGGAAGGACUAUAAAGGAGGUCAGGACUUUUUCCUUCAACUGCUGAAGGCAAGAGACAUUCUCUCGGUGAGAAAGCAUGCUGCACCAGGCAGUGGAUCAUCUUCCCAGAAGGUGAAGAUGCAUCCUGCCAUGUAUGAGGAUCCUGUUGCUCUUGGUCACCAAAGUUCCAAGAAAUUGAGAUGUAGUGAAAGGCUUCCUGUAUCUGUUAAAUCUCGCUGCAGUUGCUGCAAUUCAUUUCAUGGUAAUGGAAAUAAAUGUUCUCUGGAGAAAACACCAGCCAAACCAAACGGUGUGUCUGAAAAGAAAAAAUCUGCUGCCAAACCGGAUGUCACCGAGAAGAAAAAAUCUGCUGCGAAACCGGAUGUCACCGAGAAGAAAAAAUCAACUGCCAAACCAGAUGUAACUGAAAAGGAAAAAUCAACUGCCAAACCAGAUGUAGCAGUAAAGGAAAAAUCUGAUCCAACUAGUGAUGAUUCUCGUGAAAAGAUUGUUUCUGUCGGUCAUCGUUUCCAAGUGGAGGUCCCGGAAUGGACUGGCGUAGCUUCUGAGAGUGACUCUAAAUGGUUGGGCACACAAAUUUGGCCUGUUAAAGAUGACUCAAAAGCUACUACUGAAACUGAUCUCGUUGGGAGAGGAAGAAGAGGAAAAUGCAGGUGCAAAGUUCAACGUUCUGUUGACUGUGUCAGAUUUCAUAUUGCCGAGAACAGGAUGAAACUGAAGCUUGAAUUGGGUUCUGUAUUUUACCGAUGGAGAUUUGAUCAAAUGGGUGAGGAAGUUUCACUUCGAUGGACUGCUGAAGAAGAAAAGAAAUUUAAGGAUGCAAUGGGGUUAAAUAUCCCGUCCCAAAACAAGUCUUUCUGGAACAAGCCAUCCAAAUACUUUCAAAAGAAGACUAGAAAAGACAUGGUGAACUAUUACUUCAAUGUAUAUCUUAUUCAACUGAGAAGCUAUCAGAAUCGUGUCACUCCGGAUGCUGUUGACAGUGAUGACGAUGAAGUUGAAUUUGGAUCUUUUGGUGAUGGAUUUGGGAGAAAAGCUAUCAAGCAUCCAUAUAUGGAGUUUAUGGAGUGUUCAGAGAACACACAGUGCUUUGAUUUUGAGUAG